CAUAUGUGAAUAUGCUCGGCAUGUGAAUGAUAGGCAUGAUAGAAAGAACGGUACUAUAACCAUAACCACGAAACGGUUAAUAGUAACAAGUGCGGAAAAGGACUACGUAUGUGUGUGUGUGUGUGUGCUUAAGUGUGUAAGUGUGUAUGCAUGCAUAUAUUGUUGGCUCGCAUAUCGAGGUAGACGUUGACAGAAUCAAACCGGAGACAGUGUGAAAACUUAGUAGUCCGGGCACUAGUUGUGUUGACCUUUAGAAAUGUCGUAGCCAUUUGGCAUCUAUAUUUUGUAUACCUUCCACACAACUCGACAAUAAAAAACACACAAUUUUGUAUUAUAAUUUUGAUCUUAUUUUCCAAAAAUCACCGCGAGUUAUUCGAGACGCGUGAUUCCGAUAAGUUCAGCGGAUUCGCAAGUGGAAAACGUUCAAAUUAUAAAGUCGCAGGAGCAGUUAAAACAAAACAUAUUACAUUUGAUUUGGUUCAAGAAGCCCAGAAACAAUUUAUUUGAAUAGAUGGCGGUUUCCGAAUAACGGUUCACGAAUUAGCGGACAACUGGAACUGAUCACUCAUUCAAUAAAUCAACCAAUCAAUCAAACAAACAAACAUCGAUCCACCCAUCGAUAAACCACUGCAAUUUUUUUUUGCCAUCACUUACUACGUUUUCUCAUAUACGUUGUUCACAACACAUCUAGAGUUGCAUUUGGAUUCAACACUCGUUCUAAUACCCAAUAUUAAUCAUUUGUGAUUUCAUUUAAACAUAUCUACAUAUACAUAUAUACACUUUUUUUUGCUUCUGUGUGUGUGUGUAUAUAUAUAUAUAUAUAUACAUAUAGCGUGUGCAAAUUGUAAGUUGAUGUUGUCAGUACUGCAAUAGCCGCUCAUAGUUCGAUUGCCAACGAGUCGCCACAGCUUGGCUCGGCCAAGUGGAACAUUUAGGGGCCUCCAGCUCCGGGUCUAGCUCCCAUCCAUCCAUCAAUUCAUCCAUUCAUCGGCAGCCGCCAUAGAAAGUGCUGAAGUGCUUGCCACAAACUGGCGCCCGCACAGGACGAAGCCGACCGGCGGCACGUCGCACAAAAAGUUGGCGGAUCCGUUGAUAAUAUUGCAAUUCCAGAGCUGGAGGUGGAUAAGCGGAAAUACCGCCGUCGGCAUCGAAAACUAGCGGAGCAACAAGAACACUUACAACAACAACUACGACUGGCACAACAACAACAACAACAGCAACAGCAGCAGCAAAAACACCAGCUGCAGCCAGAUCAACCACAACCACAGCAACCACAGCAACCACAGCAACCACUGCAGCCAGUGCCAUCAGUGGAACCACAGCAGGUAGUAGAUAAACCGCGGGAGGCGCAUCAAUACCACGCUCAACACAUGCGGAUACGGAAGACCGAAUCACUGCCCAGGCCUGUUUACAAGGAUAGAGAGCGGCAUAAGGACCGGAACAGGGAAAAGGAUAAGGAGAAGGAUAAGCAGAAAGAGAAGCAUAAGGAUAAGGAGAGGGACAGGCAAAUGGCCGAACGGCUAGCGAAUGCUCAGGAGCGACGCAUACAUGAGCUUGAUAAGAAUGUGGAGCGCUUUUUUGAAGUGCGCAAGCGUCUGGGCAAGGGCGCCUACGGCAUUGUGUGGAAGGCCACGGACAGGCGACAAAAGGACACCGUGGCACUCAAGAAGAUCUAUGACGCCUUCCGGGAUGAAACCGAUGCACAGCGCACCUAUCGCGAGGUCGUCUUCCUGCGCGCCUUUCGGCAUCAUCCGAACAUCAUUCGGAUGCUGGACAUCUUCAAAGCUGCAAACAAUCUGGACUUCUAUUUGGUCUUCGAGUUCAUGGACAGCGAUCUGCACAAUGUCAUCAAAAAGGGCGACGUCCUCAAGGACAUACACAAGCGCUUCGUCAUGUAUCAGCUGAUCAAUGCGAUCAAGUAUAUGCACUCCGGUAAUGUCAUCCACAGGGAUCUAAAGCCAAGCAACAUUCUGAUCGAUAGCAAGUGCAGGCUUAAGGUAGCCGACUUUGGUCUGGCGCGCACUCUGUGCACGAAGCGGCGAAGCAACGCGGAUUUGGACUGCAAGGAUGAGCUCGAUAACGAGGCGAUGCUGACAGAUUAUGUGGCGACCCGUUGGUAUCGGGCACCCGAAAUACUGGUGGCCAGUCGCAAGUAUACGAAGGGCAUUGAUAUGUGGAGUCUGGGCUGCAUACUGGGCGAGAUGAUACGCCAGAAGCCGCUCUUCCAAGGCACCAGCACCAUCAAUCAGAUUGAGAAGAUAGUGAAUGCGCUGCCGGAGGUGACGGAUCGCGAUAUCGAAUCCAUCGGAGCUAGCUUCGGGUCGGUGCUGCUCAGCAAGAAGAUCGUGCGGGACCGGCGGUACUCCCUGGACGAGAUACUGCGCAAUUGCUGUGACGAUGCAUUGUCGCUGGUAAAGUCACUGCUGGUGCUCGAUCCGGAAGGGCGGCUAACCGCCAAGGAGGCCAUCGCCCACUCCUAUGUGCAUCGCUUUCGCACCUCCUCGGCGAACAUGGAGCUGCGUGCCGACAUCAGGCCGCCGUUGGACGACGAUACGCGGUACGGCGUCGAUGAGUACCGUACCACCCUCUACGAAAUGAUUGCGCCCGAGCUGCGAUCUAGUGAGGGGCACUCGUCCACUACACCAGUGAUCUCAACGGUUAGCUCCGAUCAGCCGUCGAGCCAGACGCCGAGCGGUGCGCGAUCUGAAUCGAAAUCUAGGCAAUCCGCAAGCAGUUCCCAGGCCACCGUACAAACGGAUCCGCCCGGACAGCCGAUUUCCACAUUGACCAAGGCCUGGGUGGAGGAGCAACGGAAGCAGCAACAUUUCCAGACACAUCCACACCAACACACGCACACGCACCCGCACCCGCACGCUCAACAGCACCCGCAUUCGCAUCCGCAGCAGCAGCAACAGCAACAGCAACAGCAGCAGCAGCAACAGCAGCAACAGCAGCAGCAGCAGCAACAACAGCAGCAGCAACAGAUGACACAGCAACAACUGCAGAAAUGGCAACGGCAACGGCAACGGCAGCUGCAACAGGAACGGAUACAGCAACAUCAGCUACGGGUACAGCAACAGCUACAGGAGCAAGAGCGACGGGAUAAAAUUUACGAAGAGCAAAUGGUAAAAGUGCGCCACCUGCAGGAGCAGCAGCAGCGGAUAGAGUAUCGGUUAGCUCAGCAGGAGUUGAGGCGGAUAGAGCAGCUUUUAGAAAGGGAUCAUCAGGAGAAAUUGAAAAAGAAGCAGCAACCACAGCAACAGCAGGAGCUGCAACAGCAACAACAGCAGCAGGAGCAACAAAAACGGGAAUCAGCUCACAUGGCCUUGCGUCGAGAACUGGCAGCUGCUGCAGCAGCGGCAGCCACAGCCACAGCCACAGCACCAGCCAUAGCCACAGCCUCAGUGGCUGCCACAGCUCCGCGCUGCAUAGGUGGCAUUUGGCGGACGCCAGUGACGAGUCAAUCGGGCACGGUAGUGCCACCGCUGCAUCUGUGGGAGGAGUCGCCGCCCACGGCGGCAGAAAUCGAGGUGGUCGGUGAGGGGCUGUGCUCCACGGCUCAGCUGAGGGCGAGAGUGAGGAAAUUGCGCCGCGAAUGCAAGGAGAGGCGCAUGGCCAGGACCAAAGCCGACGAACAGCACCGGCGAUCAACUCCGGCCGAGUCGGUUAAUAAAUAUAAGGAGCACAUAUCGCGCCCCCGCCAGGCGAGCCCAUCAGGCUUGGCCAAGUCGCGAGCUGAGGCUAUCAAGCAGCAGUUGAAGGAGUACACUCAAACAAAAAACGCUGACCGGCAGCAUUCCAAGGCCUUGCGUUUCGAUCCGGCUCACGGGCAUGCGCCAGCUCCUCGACGCUCGUCGUCGAAUAGUUCCGAUUCAUCGCGAACGGUGCAAGCGUUUCCGCCGGCUCAGUCCGAUGCUGCGGCCAGCCAGACCCCCUCUGCGGAGGAGCAACAACGCAAGGAUCGGAAAUCCGCGGAGCUGACCACAGCCCUGGAGCGAAUGCAGCUGGAGCAUCGCGAGCUGCAGCAGAAAAAAUGUAAUAUUAACGACGCUGACGGCGGGAAUCAGCGCAGUCAGCUGCCGCCAAAGCAUCAGAUGCGUAAAAUGGUCCGGGAGUCCACGGGCAAUGGGAUGCGCGCCCCACGCCACCAGCGUCGGGUGAAUUACUUGAGUCCCGGGAACAGGGCCGAUCGCUUCUAUACGCCAGAAGGCACCGUCCGGCCGGUGGACAAAGUGGUCCCCAUGGACGAGAAGACAGACGAUGCGUUGAGGGCGUCGAACGCAUCGGCGGCAUUCAUUUGCUAUAAGACGCGGCUGCUCCGGCUGGAGGAGGAGAUGGCCAAGUGCAAGCGCCAGCUGUUUCACUACGUCCAGGACAACCAACAGCUUCUGAACAAGCAGGGACUGCGCCAUCAUAUCGAACGCUUGCUGCACUCCCCGCCGUCGGUGAUGAGCAACAAGUCCGAAAAUACGCCGGUAUUGCCGCCGUCGGCCAUAAAGAGCACCAUCAAAACGCCACAAAGCGACUCCGGCGUCGAGGCGGAUCACCCCAAACUCGAUCGGGAUAAACAGAAGCAGCUGCAACUGCGUGAAUUUCUGGCCCGCGACGAGAGCGAUGCCAAUGCCUACGAGCUGCCCAAUCUGUCCAGCGUUUACAAGACGAGCAGCUGCCAUGUCCCGCCACUGUCCAACCGCCCCGACACAUCCAAGUCCAGUCGUCCUCUCUCCUCAACGUCGACACACACCAAGGACUGCAGGUCAUCUUCGCUGGCCCAGCACUCGCACAAGCUGGCACACGCCUACUCCAACUACUUUCCGGUCGGGAGUAGCAAGGGUGGCUACGAGAAUGCCUGGCACAAGAGGCACCAUGCCCAUGGACACAAUGCCAAGCGGCAUCAUUCGCUGGCGCCCAGGUGCGAUCGUCUGCGCAUUCAGGAGGCCAAUUUCCUUGAUGGCUACAGUGGAUCGCAUGCUACCCGUAAAUAA
Molecule: messenger RNA, 4985 nt
Organism: Drosophila mojavensis
Lineage: Eukaryota; Metazoa; Arthropoda; Insecta; Diptera; Drosophilidae
Gene: Erk7
Exons: 10
Coding region: 1371-4985 (1204 amino acids)
Biological process (GO): intracellular signal transduction; protein phosphorylation
Cellular component (GO): nucleus; cytoplasm
Molecular function (GO): MAP kinase activity; ATP binding
Source: RefSeq, a predicted model, not a curated record